Hylaeus volcanicus is the source of this 3438-nucleotide messenger RNA. RefSeq lists its product as uncharacterized. The transcript has 15 exons. NCBI's taxonomy places the organism in Eukaryota, Metazoa, Arthropoda, Insecta, Hymenoptera, Colletidae. Bases 236 to 3127 code for a protein of 963 amino acids. The record is from RefSeq and is a predicted model, not a curated record.
CUUAAAAGUCCAAAAAUAAAAUUCAUGAGUAUAGCCUUUGGCCCCAGUGCCCUGAGUCUUGAUCAUCUUCUUUUGAUUUAAUAUGAAGAGAUUUGUAUAAUUUAUAGAUCUUGAUAAAGGACUCUGGGGCACCUGUCAAGUACACAAGGUGGUAACAGAGUCAAAAUAAUCAAAAUUUUUUUUUUGCUACAAAAAAGAAAACACUCUUAAAGUAAUAUAUGACUUUGACUUGAAAAUGACAACUUUUAGUACAGGUCAUUAUGAAAAAGCGUCUUUUGAUGAAGAAGAUGAAAACACAAAUGAAGAUGACGACGAUAAUGAAGCGACGCAACCUUCCAUUAUAUCGAAGUCCCCAAAGUCAAAGACAACUCGUGAGCCCUGUAUUCGACUUUCACAGUCCAGUUUUUCGUAUCCUUCAUCUUCCUCCACAUCUCACCAUUAUGAUGACGCUUAUAACGAAUCGUCUUUUGCUCCAACACCUUUACAACCACAAAAUGUUAACUCUAAUUCCAAUAACAUCUCUAGUACAUCGAUUUCAACGUAUCAUAAUAUUUAUUUAGGCGCACCAGAAUUACUAGUACAAUUGUUUGACGCGCUUCAGAAAAAAAUUAUAAAAAAUAAAAAAUUCAUUAAUUCCCCUUCAUACAUAGACGAACAUGUUUCUAAAUGCUUUUCUACUCAAACCAGUUCACAAACAUCUGAUGCAUUUAUUGAAUCUUCUGGUACUUUUAAUUUCAAUGAUUCCGUUGAAUCUACUGCAAACCGUUUGAUUCAAGCUAUCGCCGAUGCUCAAGAUAUGCAAGAAAAAAAUUUAUCCAUUUAUUCUGUUUCAAAAUUCGAUAGACAUAUGACCGUUUUUGCUGCCUGUGACCCUGACGCGGUCUGCGCAGUAGCUCUUCUCAAGGAAGGAAUAUCUGAGCGAUUCGGUUUAAACGUAAAUCUCAUUCCAAUUUCUUGUUAUACCCAUUUACAAAAAGCAUUGACUCUUGAGUUGUUAUCUACGACGAAAAAACGUUCUUUACAGGAAUGCGAUAUUUUAUUUUUUAUAAACGUGGGUUCUCGUAAAGACGUGAGAAAUUUUUUCAAAAAACAUAAUAGUCAUUCGACUUGGCAACCAUCUCUAUUUAUAAUUGAUCACCAUCGACCUGUGUCUCCAGAGUAUUUUGUUCCAUCCAAAAGUAACCUUCCUUAUUAUUCUAUUGUUUGUACUACGGACGAAAUUGAGAAAAUUCAAGAAGAAACUCGACGUUUUAACUUGUGGAAAAAUUGUUGUCAUAUCACAGAGAGAGAUCCUGAUUGGGAAGAUGAAUUCAUUCAGGAUCACUCAACAUACCGAUUUCUAGAUGGUAUAGGAGAGUAUCAUUCCAGUUCUUCUUCUUUAGUAAUCCUUGAGGCUUUAAGGCAUCAUAGUUUAGAAACACCGGGAAUGUUUUUUACAGUAGCAACCGCCUUAGCGUAUCAAUUAAGCUUAGGAAUUUUAUCAAGAACGGAUUACGUCAAGCAUCUCGGACUUUUACAAGAACAUUUUCAACAUUUGAAAAAUCAAAUUUCCACUCGUCACUAUGAUUUUCAAAUGAUCAAAGCAGUCAGCAAAGAGUUGCUUAUACCUCUUCUUCGUUUCACAUCUAUUGAAGACGGUGUAAGAAAUUCAGCACUUUUUCUUCGAGCACAAGCGUCUCGCUUCGCUACACCCGAUGUUAUAGAACAAGAACUUUCUUCAUUGCGUGUAGUAUUAGCUUUAAAAGAGGAAUCAUGGAAAGAUCAAUUUCGAUUUCUUACUAGUUCCGAACAGAAACAACUCAUUACCAAUCAACUACCAGAAGUGUUACAACGAGAAACAAUGCAAUCGCGACAAAGUUUACCAAAACGCUACCCCGACGAUCAAGAGACACAAUAUCUUACAUCAACCCUUGCUUUUGUUAGGUAUUUAUCAAUUGUGGGUUUACCAGAUCGUGUUUCCUCUUUGGAUGUUGCUUUUCUAUUAUUAUCAAUUCUUUCUCAGCCUUUAUUAUGUAAAAAUCAAAGAAGUUCAGAAGAACCCGGUAGUGCCUCAACUCUGUAUAAUUCAACUCACCCUAUAUCGUCGCUUACAAUUAAUGAAACGAGUUCGUCAUUCUCUGAUUGUUCUUUUGCACUUUCCGUGAAGCCUUUUGUGGAAGCGUUACAAUUUAUUGAAAGCGUAGCUAAUAUUUCUAAAAACGGAAAUGUUCAUUUAGCCGUCUUUCCUGAUCAAUCAAAUAGUUUCAAAAAUUUAUCCAUAUCAGCUAAUGAUACUCUGUUGUCUACUAACGAAACCGAUUCCUCUCUUCAUUUUUUUGGAAAUAUAUGGGAUGCUUAUGUCGCGUAUAACAACCAUUCUACGCAAUCCUAUGUAACUUCCCUUUCCAAUUCUGAUUGGCAUCGAAUUCUAGCACGACUGUCGCGUGUUGCUUUACAAUUGCAAAGAGACGCUACUCGCUUUGUAUUACACAUAUUAAGGAAACGUCGUUCUAAAACAAAUCAAAUGUCAGAUUAUCGACGUGCUGCUGAAAAUGUUGAAGGGUUUUUUGAAGAUGCUCUACCUCAACAACUAUAUCAUCCUCUUCUCUUACGUUAUUGCGCUUUUAUAACAUCGGAUUGUAUUGCACGAGGCGUUUUGUCAGCGUUGCCUGAUGUGAUGUUUUUCGUAACUGCACCUCCCGACCACAUUUCAAGUGGUAGUACCGUCUUAAGUUGUUCUCCGAAUGCUUCAAUGCGAACCCCAAGCAAGUUAGGCUUACAUUUAUAUCAUAAACUAAACAGUCUCAAACAUUCUGGAAUGAUACACAUGGCAAGACAAAACGAUUUUGAUGCAAGCGUUGCAUUUUUGCCUAAUAAUAAACUUCAUACUCUCUUUACAGCUUUAUUCACCAGCUCUUUAGAUGAUCUCUCUUAUCGCUCCUUACCGGUAAAAAAAACAUCCUCGUUUCAUUCUUUCACUCGCAAAAAACCUAACGCUUAUUCACCUUCAAGUUCUUCUGACACAUCCACAAGGUCAAAAGAACAAGAUGACGACGCUACGAAAAGCAUGACCUCACGAUCAACGGAUUUGAAACGACGCCGUUUAAUACUAAGAGAUCCUGAUAACGCAACGUCAAAAAAAUCGUAAAUCGUUCGCGUAGUGAAGUAUCGAUGUUUUUUUUCAAAAAAUUCUCCUUUAUAAAGGUUUUACAUUAAAAAAAUAAAAAUGGUGUCAACCAUUUUAGUAAACUGAAAAAAAAGUGACUGGACGCUUAUGAAAAUAAUCACGACCACUUCUUGACAACUGCUUUAAAGAUUAGUAAAGCAAAAAAGUAAAAUGUAAUAAUUUACAAUGACACAUUAUUAUUAUGUCAUUUAGAAAAUUUUAUUCUUUAUUAAUCUACAUAUUAAUUUCGGUGAAUUUUUUUCUAAGUGUCAUCGCAUUAACAAAAUUGUUCA